This is a messenger RNA of Hyla sarda, 3412 nucleotides long. It is a transcript of the gene FYB1, whose product is annotated as FYN binding protein 1. Gene Ontology annotation, molecular function: protein binding. Lineage: Eukaryota; Metazoa; Chordata; Amphibia; Anura; Hylidae. The coding region runs from base 134 to 2464 and encodes 776 amino acids. The record is from RefSeq and is a predicted model, not a curated record. Gene Ontology annotation, biological process: protein localization to plasma membrane; integrin-mediated signaling pathway; T cell receptor signaling pathway. Gene Ontology annotation, cellular component: plasma membrane. The transcript has 19 exons.
GCCCGAUAAUUAUUCUACGAUAAGAAGGAAUAUGAGAUACAAGCCAAAAAAAAAAAAAGGGGAAGUGUUCUGAAAGCAGCUUCCAGUCCAUGCAAAGGGAUAAUCAUUAAGCCUUAGACUACACUCCAGCACAAUGGAAAAAAACACAAAUGUGAAAUCCCUCACGGCUAUGUUUAAUGCAGCACCCAGCCCCAUGGAGGGAGCCGAAAAGACCCCAGGGAAUCCAGCAUUAAAUUCCUUUCAAGCAAGAAGAGCAGAAUUUGCAAAAAGUAACAACUCCACCAGCCCAGGAACCUUUCCCAAGAAACCUGCCUCUCCGAAACCUUUGCAGGUGCCGAAACCUGCAUCUGAUGAAGUGAAACCUCCAAUAGUCCGAUCAGGAGGUUUAAACAGAUUUGGGGGUUCUGUUCAUGGACCAAGUCAGGAUUCAAAUGGGAAGCCUACGUUUUCAAAACCACCGGGAUUUAAGACUUUUGAGCAACAAAAAGAUGAGCCAAAGGUGACAUUUCCAAAGCCCAGUGGAAAUAAGCAUUUUCUAACCAAUAACUCUCCACAGGAACAUAAGUUUGGAGUCAAGCCUCCCGUUCCAACUGAGCCAAAAGAAGAUCACCCAAAACCAUCCUUCCCCAAGCCAUCAGCUAUAAAGGCAUCAGAGAAUGAGCCUAAACCCUUCGUACAGAAGAAGCCGCAAUUUGGGGCAAAGCCUUCAAUGAACUCUGUGGCCUCCCCCAGCGAAGCCAAUUCCAACAUGCAUGGUUUAGCUUCGAAAACAUUUUCAAAUUCCUUAGACAAUAAACCUAUAAAGCAAAUAAAAGAAACAACCGAAGGAAAUCCAGCACCAGGUCCUACAUCUCAGGUCUUUCCUGGAGUGACCUUAAAGCCAACUGGGAUUAAACAGGUACAGAGUCCAUUUCUGAAGCAAAAUACAGAUGAGCCAAACGACAGGACAAAACAAAGUACACCAGUUAUAGAUCUGCAGGCCAAAGCCAACCACAAUGGAGGUAACUCUUUACCUCCUGCAUCGAAGUUCCCAAGAAUUCCAUCAACGAGUCAGGACAGCUCAAAGGAACAGAAGUAUUCAUCGGAACCAAAAAGAAAACCUCUGCCGACUCCAGCCCAGCUGGGCCCUCCACCUCAAAAGCCAUCGAGACCUCCAAACGUAGACAUAGAACGAUUCAGAAGUUCCAAGACAUCUGGUAAUAAAAUGGCAGUCAGUGAAAAGAGGUCAUCUGCACUGUCAGCUGCAUUGCCACCACCGCCACCACCCUUAAAAUCCUCAGCAGCACCUUCAUCAUUCCCAAGCUUACCUCCCAGGAACAUCAGGAGCACAAAUGAAGAUUACAGGUCUGAGGACGGAGCUGUCGUUGAUGAUAUAAGUGAAGAAAGUGAUGAAGAAUGCUAUGAAGGGAUUGAUGAGCAUAGGAAAGAUCAAGAUGAGAAAAAGCGCAAGAAAGAAUUGGAGCAAGCUAAGAAGGAACAGAAGGAAAAGGAGAAGAAGGAGCAGGAGAUAAGGAAACGAUUCAGGUUAACUGAGAAGAUAGAUGUCAUGCAUCAGGCUCAGGCAAACACAGACUAUAAAGGAGGCAAAAACGAGCUCAGUUUCAAAAACGGAGAUGAUAUCGAAAUCAUCCGAGUUACGGAUAAUCCAGAAGGGAAAUGGCUUGGCAGAAUGAAAGGAAAUUAUGGAUAUAUAAAAACGUCAAUGGUGAAAGUAGAUUAUGGCUCGCUACCAAGGAAGCCCAUUCCUGUGAAAGCAGAAAACGACCAGGACAUCUAUGAUGAUGUUGGGGAACAGGAUUCUGUCAGCAGUCACAGCAUAGGAGGAAAUUCAAAUUUUCCUCCGCCACCGAGUAAUGAUGAUGAUAUCUAUGAUGGUGUUGACGAUGGCCCCAUGGAUAGCUCUGAACCACAGGAGGAAGACAAGAGCAGCCCAUCGUUGUGGGGUCUCUUUAGGAAGCGGAAGGGAACUGAGAACAAAAAGAAACACGCAAACGAAAAAGCAGAUCACGAAGAGUUCGAAGAAGACCCAUCUCUGUCAAACUCUACCUUCGAUGGAGAUGUUUAUGAUGAUGUGGACACCAGUGAAUUUCCACCUCCUCCAAUAGAGUUCAGUUUAACAAAUCAGGGCACCUCCACCUUUGGGAAAUCAUCGGACUACAAGACACUGAAGAAGCUGGAGAAAGAGGAGAAGGAAUUCAGGAAAAAGUUCAAGUUUACAGGUGAUAUUCGGGUGUUGUCAACGGUCCAGAUAGCGACCAACCUGGCAGCAAAGAAGUGGGGAUCCAAGGAUUUACCUCUGAAGCCUGGAGAAAUGCUGAGUGUGAUACAACAUACCAACAAUAAUACACUUCUAUGUAAAAAUAAUGAAGGCAAAUAUGGUUAUGUAUCAAGAAGCAACAUAGCUGAUAAUGACGGGGACAUCUAUGAUGAUAUUGGAGAGGACUGCAUCUAUGACAACGACUGAAUCCUCCGCAAUACGUGUCCACCUGUGAAUUACCUGCCGUCAACAACAGCCAAGAAAAACAUUGUAAAAAUUAUUUUGUAUAAAAAAAAAAUUUUUAUAUCUCAACGCUACCAAUCGGAUCGCCGCUUUCAUUAUCCAGCAUGGGUCCGAAAAUGCGAUCUGCUGGAACCCGGAAGCAAGGCCACCUUCCGUUUGAAGCAUAUAUAAUGUUGUAUAAAAAAAGUCUCUGCAGCUUAUAAGAAUAGAUUUUGUUAUUUUCGAAAAAUAAAAAAUCAUUAAAAAAAACAUUUAUAAUGCAUUGGGGCCACUUUUCAAUGCAAUUUUGGUCUUUUCACAGAAGUAUAAUAAUAAUAAUAAAAUACAUAUAUUAUAUACAUACAUUGUGGCAAAAAAGUAUUUGGUCAGCCACCAAUUGUGCAAGUUCUUCCACUUAAAAAGAUGCUGGCCACUCUCCAUCGUCCUCGGGCAGCGUGACUUUGAGGUACGCCUCUUCGGCCCCGAUGGAGAUUCUCUGCAUAUGAUCUCUUGAAACAUGUGCGCCGCGCCAACUUUCCGGGUCUCCGGCACCAUUUUGGGACUCUCCAACCUCGUGCUUGCCUGCUCCGCCAUGUUGCUCACCUCACAGACUUCCGGAAAACUGAAGUGGACCAGCGGCACCGUUUCUUUUAUUCAGAACUUCGGGAAAAUGGCCACCGGCCAGAAGUGCUUCAGCGGUGCAUUGCUGACUUCCGCUUCCCCGGCAACAAGGGGCGGGUCUUUCAGGUUCCACUUGGGAUUUGAUACAGCAACAUGGUUCCCACGCCCGGGGCGGGACACUGACCAGCGCGCUUCAUUAACCAUUUCAGGUACAGCCAGCACUUUGAUUCUCAGCAUAGCUUCUGACCGAAUUUUAUACAUGGUCGGCACAAUUAUCGGACAGUUCACAAUGGCAGAAAACAGACUUUUCUU